Molecule: messenger RNA, 132 nt
Organism: Spirodela intermedia
Lineage: Eukaryota; Viridiplantae; Streptophyta; Magnoliopsida; Alismatales; Araceae
Source: the annotation of a GenBank genome assembly
AUGCAUGCCUUUCAAUGCAGCCACGAACUUUAUCUGGCUAUCAGCCAAGAAUCAGGUGAUUUACUCUCACAUAUUUUUGGACGUUUUUUUGAAGUUCCAGGUGUUUAUCCCAGGUCGGCACAUCCUAGAUAA